Molecule: messenger RNA, 1482 nt
Organism: Oikopleura dioica
Lineage: Eukaryota; Metazoa; Chordata; Appendicularia; Copelata; Oikopleuridae
Source: the annotation of a GenBank genome assembly
AUGCGACUUCAAACCGCGUUGAGGAUCAAGGACAGCCUUCCACCCGCCCUUGCCAAUCGCAUGGAAGAUCAAUUAGUGACCGCGAAGCAGCAAAAGCUCGUGUUUACAAGCCGCUUCGGCAGUAAGUCCGCCAGGAUGACGUAUUGGCAGUUUGGCUACUUGUUUCUUUUCGGCUGUUAUUUUAUAUGCAGAUUGGACGAGAUGUGCUACGAGGACAAAUGCUGGCACCAGGCUUGCUACGUAUACGGAGAUAAUCCAGCUCGCUUCGAACGCUGCAAGCGCCAUCUUUAUUUCAUCGCUCUUUGUUGGAAUCAAGGAUUUUGGGAUCACAUGAUCUACCGAAGUGCCUGGAUAGACACGAAAAGCAACCACCUUCUUUUCACUAGGUCAAGAAUCAACGAAUCACUAAUGGUGACGGUAAAAGAGUUUCGCAUCGCGAUGCCGAUGAAGGUCGAGGAGUACCAACGCGCACAGCUCUAUAUGAUCAUGAAAAAGUCAAAAGAAGAAAGCGAGGGGGAAGAUAGCGGAGUCCAAAUCAUCAAAAACGAGCCUUAUACUGACGGCCCUGGCGGCUGCGGACAGUAUACUGAGAAGAUUUACUACGUGCAGAAGCACUUACCCAGCAUGGUCAAAGCUGUCUUACCAAAAGAUUCGCUGACAGUCAAGGAAUGUUCGUGGAACGCCUAUCCUUACACAAAGACGGUCUUUACAACCCCCGCGCUUGAUAAAUUCAAUAUCGAUAUUGAAACGAAGUUUUUGCCCGACCCAGGAAUAUCCGAUAAUGUAUUCAAUCUAUCGCCGCACGAGAGGGAAAAUGUUCAGAUUGAUGUAUUGGACAUGUGCAGGGAGAAAACUGGAGGUAGAAAAGAAGAAGACCCAACAGAAUACGUCUCGCAAACAACUCGCAGAGGCCCUUUGCCGGAAAACUGGCUAGAGGAGACUCAGCAAAAGGAUGCGAAUAGCUGGGGAGAUGUCAUGUGCUCGUAUAAACUAGUCAAAGUGGAGUUUAAGUACUGGGGGAUUCAGCGAAAAAUGGAAAAUUGGAUCUUAGACCUUGCUCUUAGAAAGACAAUUUUAAAGGGUCACCAGCAAGCCUGGACCUGGCAAGACGAGUGGUUCAAUUUGACCAUGGAAGAUAUCCGGUUACUGGAAAAGGAAACUCAACAAAAGCUCGCACUCAAGUUCCAAAAUUCAUCAACGACGAUGGAAAACACUUGCAAUUCCGAUGAGUUGCAAUCGGCUAUUCCAAACUUUGAGCAAGUCGAGUCGGAGAGCUCAGACGAUGAGUUCUUUGAUGCAAUGUCCCGAAUGUCGGAGGCAACAAUGACGAAUCGGCGUGGAUCUGAUGUGACUUUCCACUCGAUUUACGCUAGUGAUGAGUUCUCCGUCAGUCCAGACAGUGGAGCUAAUCAACAGGAGCCACCCGAAAUUGCCAAUCUCAUAAUUGGGAGGGCUUUUUAUCGAACAUAUUUGCAUAAAUAA